UAUUGUGAGCGCCAUGUUGUGUUGAAAAGAAGCAGGUAGUAAAUAAACUACGCACCCGAAAAUUUAUUUACCAAAGCUAGGUUUUUGGCUAUAUAAAGGGCUGCAAACAAAAUAUAAACAUUAUUUCUAUUUUAGAAACCAAAAACACAGUGUCGACCGCGAGGUCUAGCAAAUAAUAAAAGAGUUUACGUUAAAAUAAAAAAUAAAUCAGCAAUUUAUAUAUUAAUAUCAUGGAAGCAGAAAAAGUUGUUGAGAAAUCAGCUGCCGAGAAAUUAGCUGAACGUAAGGAGCGUUUGCGGUCACUGCACAAACAGCGCCAAGAAGCACGUACACAAAAUCAUCAUGAAGUAAUUGCUGAAGAUGCCCGCAAAAAGCUACCAAAUAACUGGGAAUCGCGUCGAAGGCAAGCAGAGUGGCUGUUGGCUGAUGAUCAAGCACGAGAAGAGGCCAAAGCGCAAGGAAAAGAUUAUGACCGUCUAAAGCUAUUAUCCGUUUCAGCAGUUGAUGCAGAGCGCAUUGAGAAAAAGAAACGCAAACGGAAUCCCGAUUUAGGUUUUUCCACAUUUGAGGCACAAACAGCGCGUCAAUACAAUCGCUUGGUCAAGAAUUUACCGCCACGGGAUAUGGCUAAAUAUGAGCAGCAGAAAGAGGAAUUAGGUGAAGCAUUUUAUGGUGGACCUAAUACUAUAUUACAGGGUUUGGUGAAAGAUAAGAAAUCAUCCAUUGAUAAUAUGGCAAAAGAUUUGGAACAACAAAUUGAACGUAGAAAGAAAUAUUCCCGUAGACGCACAUACAACGAUGAUGCAGAUGUUGACUUCAUUAACGAACGUAACUCGAAAUUCAACAAGAAGCUGCAUCGUUUCUACGGCGAACAUACGGCGGAGAUCAAACAGAAUUUGGAACGCGGUACAGCAAUUUAAUAUGUUAUAUGCUUUAAUUAUUUACUAUGUUGUAAAAUAUUGCAAUUAGCUGUAAGAAAACAACUUAUGUACAUAUAGUAUGUAUAUAAAUAAAUAAAAAUUGUUGUACACAAUAAUAAGUUGAUUUUUAAUCUCGAAACUAUCGAUAGUUACUAAUAUUAAAUAUACAUUUA
Molecule: messenger RNA, 1093 nt
Organism: Ceratitis capitata (Mediterranean fruit fly)
Lineage: Eukaryota; Metazoa; Arthropoda; Insecta; Diptera; Tephritidae
Product: pre-mRNA-splicing factor Syf2
Exons: 1
Coding region: 231-920 (229 amino acids)
Cellular component (GO): post-mRNA release spliceosomal complex; catalytic step 2 spliceosome; Prp19 complex
Source: RefSeq, a predicted model, not a curated record